Molecule: messenger RNA, 2217 nt
Organism: Drosophila takahashii
Lineage: Eukaryota; Metazoa; Arthropoda; Insecta; Diptera; Drosophilidae
Product: annulin-like
Biological process (GO): peptide cross-linking
Molecular function (GO): protein-glutamine gamma-glutamyltransferase activity
Source: RefSeq, a predicted model, not a curated record
AUGCCUAGUUGGAUGAAUAAUUGGUGGCCGAGUUCUCAGCCCCGAAAUGCGCAUCCUUACCACAGCACUCGACCUUCGUCAGAUCAUGAAGAUGACUCAAGUUCGGAAGUGCUAAAGGUUCUGAAAGUAGAUCCCUGCUUGGAGGACAACCAUGUUGAGCAUCACACGAGUUACUUCAAUACGGCAGUUGAAAAGGAAGCCCUGAUUGUGAGGAGGGGAGAUCCCUUCAAGCUGCAGAUCCAUUUCGACCGAGAUUAUAGCCCCAGCAAGGAUUCCCUCAGCUUCGUAUUGACGGUGGCGGAUGACAUCAAACCGAGUCCUGGAAACGGAACCCUCAAUGUUCUCUUGCCCCAUGAUACCAUUGAUGAUUUGGGGGAACCGAAGGAAUGGGGAGCAGGCAUUGAAUCGCAUGAAGGUCAAGUGCUCACCGUGGUGAUCAAGCCGCCAUCCACCUGUCCAGUGACAGUGUGGAAACUGGACAUCGACACUAAGCUAGGAGGUAGAUCAAAGAGCUACCCCCUCCCACUGCCCAUCUAUGUGCUCUUCAAUCCCUGGUGUCAGGAUGACCAGGUCUAUCUGGAGGAUCGUGACCAGCGCAAGGAGUACGUGCUGUACGAUACAACUCUCAUUUGGAGGGGAUCCCACAACAACGCGCACCCAGCGGCUUGGAAAAUCGGACAAUAUGAGCGUCACGUCCUGGAGUGCAGCUUGAAGGUUCUGGGAUCUGUGGGAAAGAUCAAACCUGCUUUCAGAGGUGAUCCAGUGAAAGUGGCCCGCGCCUUGUCCGCUGUGGUAAACUCUAACGAUGACCAAGGCAUCCUGUGGGGAGACUGGAGAAAGGAUCUCUCGCAAAUCACGGAUGGGGUUUCACCCUUGAAGUGGACGGGUUCAACGGAGAUCCUUCAGGAAUUUUACAAAACCAAAAAGCCGGUGAAGUAUGGACAGUGUUGGGUUUUCGCCGGUGUCCUGGCUACCAUUGCCAGGAGUCUGGGAAUUCCGACUAGGAUCAUCACUUGCUUCUCCUCCGCUCAUGAUACCGAAUCAUCUUUAACUUUGGAUAAAUACGUGGACGAGGACAAUAAGGAAGUGGACUACCGAGACUCCAUUUGGAACUUUCAUGUGUGGAACGAACUGUGGAUGCAGCGACCGGAUUUGGGAGAGGGUCAGUAUGGUAACUUUGAUGGAUGGCAGGUGGCGGAUGCCACUCCCCAGGAGACCUCCGAUAAAAUGUAUCGCUUGGGUCCCGCACCCGUUUCGGCUGUAAAAAAUGGAGAAAUCAAUACACCCUUCGAUAUUCCAUUUGUUUUUGCUGAGGUGAAUGCGGAUAUUCUCUAUUGGCGCUUCAAGGGCACCGGAAAGCCGCUGAAGCUCCUCGCGUGGGAUACCCAGAGCGUAGGUAAAAAUAUUAGUACAAAGGCUGUUUUGAAAUGGGAAAGGGAAGACGUCACCGACAACUACAAAUACACUGAGCUUUCCUCGAAGGAAAGGAGCACCAUGAUGAAGGCCCUCGAGCAAACCCGUCACACCUUUAGCAAGCUCUAUCUAAAUAACGAGUUCAAUGAUAUUGUGUUGGAAAUGGAACUAAACCACGAGGUUUCGAUCGGAGAGGACUUCAGUGUGCUGCUUAAGAUGACCAAUAGAAGCGAAAGUCGCCCUCACUUAGUAAAAGGUAUAAUCCGAUGCGAUGGCGUUCUGUACAAUGGAAGGGGAGCAGAGAAGGUCAAGACCAUGGGCUUCGAAAUGGAAUUGCAGCCCAAGGGCAGCGACUUAGUUCGCAUGAAGGUCAGCUUUGAGGAGUACUUUAAAAUUAUGUCAUCCAAGGCAUCCUUCCGCAUUUCCGCAUCCGCCAAGGUAAAGGGAACCGACUUCGAUCACUACACCCAGGAAGAUUUUCGGGUGCGCAAACCGACCAUUGAGCUCCAGUUGGGAGAGGCUCCAAUUGUGGCCAAAAAAGAGAUGGAUGUGACCAUGAGUCUCGAGAAUCCGCUGCCCAUUCCCUUGACCAAUUGUAUGUUUAUCGUGGAGGGACCGGGCAUCGAGCAGCCUCUCAAAUUCAAGGUUGGCGAAACCCCAGUGGGUGGCAAAGCAAUAGCAACCUUCAAAUACACUCCGCCCUAUGCUGCACAUGGCGUAAUGGUGGUCAAAUUCAACUCCGAGGAGCUAGAGGAUGUGGAUGGCUACAAAAACUAUGAUGUUUUGCCUCUUACAAUGUCGUAG